AUGCAGUGGGCUUUGACAAGAGACCGCAUUGCUUCUUCAGAGCUUCAGCAGACACUUCACAAACAUCAGAAGCAUAUCCAUGCCCAAAGUGCAUUGUGGCUUUCGAGGACACAAGCUUUGAGCUAUUACAGGCUGCAGUGCCGUGGAGGGUUCCCUGUAAAGGCAGACAUUCUUGGAGAGCGCAGUAUCUUUUAUUUCACAGAGUACACCUUGAGGGAGCGGCGCGCGCUGCUAAAUAUGCAUUCGCUUCCGAUGAAUAAAAUGAACAAAUGGAUGCUGCUGACAGGUGCUGCCGGUGGACCUCCUGCUUGGACUGCGGCGACGUUGGAACAGUACACUCAGGCCUCUCUUUUUGCUUCCGGAGAAAACACCUCCGAAACAGCUUUACUUGUGGACGCAACCGUGGCGGUCCCGUCCUCACCAUCACAUACUGUCAUUAUUUUCAAUGCGCAGGAGACAUCCAAUCCUUUUCUUAUUGAUGACACGCUUCAGCACACACACUUCGUGACGGGAGCUUCAUUUUCACAUGUUGUGGGGAGCUCACUUUCGACUGUGUGGUCACAAUUUGGGUACACAUCCCUGAAAUGGCUUCCCGCGAGUGAGAGGAACGACUUUAAGCACAUCGCUGUGCUGCCGGGACAAGAGCCCCACAGGGUGUUUGAUCUCGAGCCCGUGGUUUUGGUUCAUUUGAGUCAAACAUCCAAUGAGCAUCAAAAGACGAUUCUGCAAGCCGUUCCCCGUUGGGUUCUUUUACGUUCGUUGAGAGUACCCCUUGUAUUUUUCGGAGGACGUUGGCUGACGGGGCGCCAGAUGAAUUUGGAUGAGGAUUUGAAGAUCAAGCGGGACAGAGCAACAGCAGACAUGCUGAAGUUACCGGAGCGGCCUUUUUCAAUGAACACUCUGCCAGCGGAGCUUCCGUAUGAACUUUGGCUUUGGUAUGAUGACAGUUUUCCUUACACAGGCCUGCCGCAGAGACGGCACAUCAUUCACAACAGGUUUUUCUACAAUUCUUCACAACUUGUGGGUUAG
Messenger RNA from Trypanosoma cruzi, 1029 nucleotides. RefSeq lists its product as uncharacterized. Bases 1 to 1029 code for a protein of 342 amino acids. Lineage: Eukaryota; Euglenozoa; Kinetoplastea; Trypanosomatida; Trypanosomatidae. The transcript has a single exon. The record is from RefSeq and is a predicted model, not a curated record.